GUACAUUACUUCCCAAUGGCAGAAGUCCUAAUGUGUUGUCGUUAGCACACACCGUUGUGUGCUUGUUUGCUGUCGAACGGAGAGGAGGUAGAAAUAUGACAGGGAAACGAAAAACUAAAUCUACUCCUCAGGAGUCAGAUUCUGCCGACGGGCAGAAGAAAUGCCGUCCGGAGGAGCCGACAGCGAGACCGACUACCGCUGAGGUACCGACCAGACUGAGGGAGGAGGUGGAGAGACUCUAUAAACUGACGAUGCCUGAAGACUUCUACCUCUUCUGGGACUUCUGCUCCCUGCUCAGCCCCGAUAACCCCCGGGCCCUGAAGGAAAUCCUGGGUUUGAGGUUGGUUGGCCCGUUUGACAUUCUGGCGGAGGCCCACAGCUCAGCCACCCCGGGGCCCAACUACCACCUACACUGGACCCACGACCCCCAGCCAGACCCCUGGGAAACAGGGCUACAGCUCCAUGUUACUACAGCAUUACACAUGGGUUACUACAGAGAUAGUCCGGACUCCCUGCCUGUGUUCCUAGGGGAGAAUGAAGCCAAGAAGGGCUGUACCAUCACGCAGAUGGGGGACAACAUGUUUGCUGCUGUCCAUCUGUUUCUGGGGAGGAAGAGGAAGGAGAGGGGCGGGCGUAAGGAAGGGGGCAAGGCUCUGGAUAACCUGGAGGAGGAGUUAAGAGAGAGGGCGGAGUCUCUGGGCUUUUCCCUGGAGCAGAAGACCAAAGGCAUGAAGCAGAGAGACAAGAAGGUUGUCACCAAGACGUUCCAUGGAGCCGGCCUGGUGGUUCCUGUUGAUCAGAAUGAUGUUGGUUACCGGGAGCUGCCGGAGACAGACGCGAGUAUGAAGAGGCUGUGUAAGGCCAUAGCGGAGGCCAGGUGUGAUGAAGACAGGAUGAAGGCUUUCGGCCCGCUGCAGGAGAUGAUCACCUUCGUCCAGUUCGCUAACGACGAGUGUGACUACGGCAUGGGGCUGGAGCUGGGCAUAGACCUCUUCUGUUACGGAUCACAGUACUUCUAUAAGGUGAUCAGACAACUGCUGCCCAUGGCCUACAGCCUACUGAAGAGGGGCCUGUUUGGAGAGAUCCUGGAGGCUCACCUCUCCAGCCGUUCCCACGACAACCUGGACCAACUCACCUCAGCCUGAAGAAUACCACGGGAGAGGAAGAAGAGAGAGAGAGAAGAAGAGGGAUGGAUUGUUGUCAGCUCUGACCACACUGUGUUUUUAUGAGUCUUGUUGUGGUGCUGCUGUUGAAUGGUACCAGUGGCGUACCACUCUCUCUAUGUGCAUAUGUGGAAUAAAGGAUUAUAUUUCUAAGA
Oncorhynchus tshawytscha (Chinook salmon) is the source of this 1318-nucleotide messenger RNA. Its product is annotated as histone PARylation factor 1-like. NCBI's taxonomy places the organism in Eukaryota, Metazoa, Chordata, Actinopteri, Salmoniformes, Salmonidae. Gene Ontology annotation, cellular component: nucleus. Gene Ontology annotation, molecular function: histone binding; poly-ADP-D-ribose binding. The record is from RefSeq and is a predicted model, not a curated record. Gene Ontology annotation, biological process: regulation of protein ADP-ribosylation; DNA damage response.